This is a messenger RNA of Gossypium raimondii (Peruvian cotton), 1491 nucleotides long. RefSeq lists its product as uncharacterized. The transcript is spliced from 9 exons. Gene Ontology annotation, biological process: translation. Gene Ontology annotation, cellular component: ribosome. NCBI's taxonomy places the organism in Eukaryota, Viridiplantae, Streptophyta, Magnoliopsida, Malvales, Malvaceae. Bases 262 to 1209 code for a protein of 315 amino acids. Gene Ontology annotation, molecular function: structural constituent of ribosome. The record is from RefSeq and is a predicted model, not a curated record.
CCAAACAGUAAAAAAAAAUAUUGGAAAUCGAGCAAGACGAGGUUUUUCAUUUUCAAUACGACCAAACUAAACCCACACUCUCCACACAUUGCCUCCAUUCUCUAAAACCAACGCCCUCAACCGCGGCCAUACGCCGUCAACGUUCUCCGGUCUCAUUUCAGCGUCCAGGUAAACUUCAUAAACCAGAUGAAGUUUGGGCUGUAGAUGAGCAAGUGACUUUGUCUUGAUGCUAUUGAACUAGUUAUUCUUGGUUAUUGGAUAAUGGCUUUGUCGAUCUCUAGAAGGAUUGUACGUUCUUUUGGUUCACUGUCUGCCUUGGGCUUCCGCGAAUAUCCAACUGUCGCAGGUCGAUCAUUUCAAGCUUCUGAUUUGAGUGAUCAAAUUGCUGGGGAUAACUUGCUUCAUGCAGAAUGUUUUAGCUUUUCCAAGGGUGGUCCAUCUUUCCUUGGUUUUCGGAGGUUUUCAACCACAAUUUGGACUCCUGAUUCAAAUGGUGGUGCUUUUCCAUCCGAUUUACUGUCUUCAAAGACUGUGCUAACACCAGAGCGUACUAUAGGACUUUAUGAAGACCUGGUAGUUCCUGUGACAAAUUUUCAUAAUGAAGACCAUGGCUUGAUGGUUUUGGCUGGUGAUGUUUUUGAUGUACCUAUUAGAAAGGAUAUUAUCCACCGUGUUGUACGAUGGCAGCUUGCAAAACGACAACAGGGAACACAUUCAACAAAAACUAUUAGUGAGGUUAGUGGGACUGGUAGGAAGCCCUGGCAACAGAAGGGUCUUGGUCGAGCUAGGCAUGGAUCACUGCGUGGUCCCCAGUUUCGAGGUGGUGCUACUAUGCAUGGCCCCAAGCCAAGAAGUCAUGCUUUUAAAUUGAAUAAGAAGGUUAGGCGUCUUGGACUGAAGAUUGCACUGUCUGCUCGUGCUGCUGAAGGAAAGCUUCUUGUCUUUGAGGAUUUGGAGGUCCCUACACAUAAAACCAAAAAUAUAGUGAACUAUGUAAAUCAAAUGGAGAAUACCAAGAAACUUCUGCUGGUGGAUGGUGGCCCCAUAAAUGAAAAGUUGAAGCUAGCUACACAAAAUUUACAUUAUGUCAACGUGCUGCCAUCAAUUGGCUUGAAUGUCUAUAGCAUCUUGCAGCAUGACACGUUAGUGAUGUCCCGUGAUGCUGUUAACAGGAUUGUCGAGCGAAUGCACACUCCAAUCAACCGUUGAACUAGAAUUGCGUCUAUUGGUCAUUUAGUUUUCUAUUGGAAUAGAAGCCUAUAAUUUUGCUGAAAGCAGCUGAGAGAGAAAAAAGAGAACCCCAAACGAUUUGUGUGUUAUCUAUGAUGGCAUUUUCAAAUGCAUGGCUGGGUGUAUAAUUUCAUUUGUAUCAACAUAUUCAGCUUUGAUUUUUGUAGUUCAAAUUUGGUGAGACAGAAAACAAGAGAUUGUUACUUUCACCACCUAUUCCUGUUUGGUAACAAUAAAUUUUCUUGACCAUUUUCCUUUGUA